ACCAAUUGACCAUUUUACAAUUUAAAGAGUUCAUUGAUUAGACUCCAAUAACACGUGUCAAAUGAACAGUUGUUAAAAAACUUUCCAUUUUCUGCAACAAAACACACACCUCCCGCUCAAAAACAGACUGUUCCGUUUCCACUUCUGAUCACACUACACACCCCGCCUCGUCACCUUGCUCACACACUCUGUACUAUAUUCCUCCAUUUUCUCUCUCCUCUCUCUACAAAAUACACUACUCAUUUUUCUUCUCUAUUCAUACAAAAAAUCUGGGUUAUUUUGAUACCAAGUUCAUAACUUUAUCAACCUCCAUUAAAAUCACUAAAAACCUUUCUUCAAAAGUUUAUUAGGGUUUUCUCCGCUCUCCAUUUAUCCUAAAAUCACAUUGUUUUCUGGUUUGAAGGCCGAAGCUCCGCCGCCGGAACCGUUGCAACUCCCCAGAAGCCGUCCAAAGCAGUGCAACCACAGUCAAAAGAGUUCAAGCAUUUGCUGCGGAUAGAACAUCAUUUGAAUGCGAAAAUGUCACGAAAGAUGAAGCACUCAAAUUCUGAUAUAAGUGAAUCAGAACUGGAUGAUUAUAUAGAUGAUGUCUAUUAUCGAUUGAAGAAAGAUAGAUACAAAGUUAAGUUAUCAAAGGAUACAUUCAGGUGUCCAUUUUGUGAUGAAAAGGAGAAAAAGGACUACUAUUUUUAUGAUCUUUUGGAUCAUGCUAGAGCUUUAGGAAAAGGCCCUACUAGGGAUGGUGUUAAGCUUAAGGGGAAGCAUAAAGCCCUUGGUUACUACCUGGAUAAGUAUCAUCGUCCUAGAGUAUCAUCUUCUGGUAAAGGCAUUUCACAGGUGAAGCAUGAUGACAAGGACAGUCCAAGAGUAUCAUCAAUGUCUUCUGGAAAAGGCACUUCACUGGUGAAGAAUGAUGACAAGUACAGUCCAAGAGUAUCAUCAAUGUCUUCUGGAAAAGGCACUGCACUGGUGAAGCAUGAUGACAAGUACAGUCCUAGAGUAUCAUCAAGACCCUCUGAAAGAAGCAUUUCACAGCUCAAUGAACGUGAUGACACUGAAAAUGCCAUAUUUUUUGACAAGGACUUUGAGGUAAAUCACCAAGGCAGGCGAGAAUGGUAUUCAAGAAGGGAAGAUGCUCGUGGGAAUAAACUUUAUGGAUGGAUAGCAAAGGAGAAAGACUAUCUCUUGAAUGAUCUGGUUGGGAAGCAUCUGCGUGACAAUGGAGAUGUCAAAACUUUGGCUGACCUUAUCGCCGAAGAAAAAAGGAAGGGAAACUGCCUAGUUUCAAACCUCAGUCAGACCAAGGAAGUGAAGGAUAAGCAGGAAAAAGAAAUAAAGAAAAAGCUCAAUGAGACGUGUGCUGCUUUAGAGAAGGUAAUUGAGGAAACAGAUAAAAUGACCCACGCUUACAAUGAAGAGAUGGAGAGGAUGAGAAACCGGACAGUUAAGGAUAAGGAGAAGAUACUGCAUGACCAUGAGAACUUUAAGCACAACCUAAAAUUUCAGAAGGAUAAGCUGGAGAAACAUGAAAUAUUGUUGGAGAAACGUGAAGCUGAUUAUGACAACAAGAUAAUCAAGCUUCGACGCCAGAGGAAAAUGAAUGAUUUAGCAACACAGGAACAACAUCGGUCAGAACAGAAAGUACUAAAGCUUGUUGAGGAGCAUGAGAGGGAAAAGGAGGCGCUCCACAAGAAAAUCAUUGAUCUGGAAAAACAGACUGAUCAGAGGCAAGCAUUAGAGUUGGAGAUAGAACAAUUGAAAGGAGCUGCUCAAGUUAUGGAACAUAUGGGAAGGGAUUCUGAAACCAAGAAAAAAAUGGAAGAAAUCAAUGAAGACCUGAAAGACAAGGAAGAAGAACUGGAGUGUUUAGACGCUCUAUAUCAGACCCUGAUAGUCAAGGAGAGGAACUGCAAUGAUGAGUUGCAGGAUGCACGCAAGGAAUUGAUAACUGGGUUGAAGGAGAGGAAAGCUGUCCGUGCUAACAUUGGUGUGAAAGCAAUGGGUUGUCUUGAUAAAAAAGUUUUCGAAAGUGUGGCCAAAGAGAAGUACUCCGAAGAAGAAGCACCAGCCAAAGCCAACGAACUUUAUGAUUUGUGCCUAGAGUAUAUUGGAGAUCAUGACUGGAAGCCUUUCAAAUCUAUUACUGAGUGUGGACAACCCAAGGAGGUUAUAAAUGAAGAAGAUGAGAGAUUAAUUAUGCUGAGGAAUGAACACGGAAAGAAGGUUUGUCAGGCUGUUGCCACUGCAAUGAGCGAGCUUAAUGAAUACAAUGCUAGUGGUCGAUAUCAAGUACCUGAACUUUGGAACAUGAAGGAUAACAGAAAGGCAACUUUGGGAGAAGCUACAGAGUACGUGGUUAACCUUUGGAGAUCACACAAGAAGAAAAAAUAGCUGAAUCUUCUGUAUGUCAACUUGUCAAGGAUAACUUUUUUUGCGCUAACUUAACCACAUUACCAAAGCUGUGCAUAAACUAAAACACAUGAAACUCUUAUCUAAGGUGGUAGUAUCUGUUUAAUAACAUACAUUUACUCUGAAAAUCUGAAGUUGAUAUUAUUGUGAAAAGGCGUUAUGCUUAUGUAAUUAAGCCUUUACUCCUCUG
Molecule: messenger RNA, 2599 nt
Organism: Chenopodium quinoa (quinoa)
Lineage: Eukaryota; Viridiplantae; Streptophyta; Magnoliopsida; Caryophyllales; Amaranthaceae
Product: protein INVOLVED IN DE NOVO 2-like
Exons: 9
Coding region: 520-2391 (623 amino acids)
Biological process (GO): gene silencing by siRNA-directed DNA methylation
Source: RefSeq, a predicted model, not a curated record